Microthlaspi erraticum is the source of this 270-nucleotide messenger RNA. The record is from the annotation of a GenBank genome assembly. NCBI's taxonomy places the organism in Eukaryota, Viridiplantae, Streptophyta, Magnoliopsida, Brassicales, Brassicaceae.
AUGGCAACCGAUGGGACAGAUACAGCAGCUUUUCCAGAAGGCGAUGCAGAAGCUGAAUUAAAUCUUAACCUAAACAAGAAAUUCGACGUAGAUCCUGUUUCAUCAGAGAUCGCCGCUGAUAAGGUACAGCAAAACUUGGAAAAGAAGAUAAACGCAAAGGCAACGAGAGACGCAGCGCAAACGCUGAAAAAGACGAUCAUCAUAUCAGCCGUGAUCGUGGCCGUUGCCGGAGCUGCCUUCGCUAUCACCAAGAAAAUGAAAGAGAAAUGA